Molecule: messenger RNA, 2218 nt
Organism: Staurois parvus
Lineage: Eukaryota; Metazoa; Chordata; Amphibia; Anura; Ranidae
Source: the annotation of a GenBank genome assembly
AUGGCGACCCAGCUGGGCAAAAGGAAAUCGGACGGCACGAGACCAGGGCGGCAUGACGAGAAACAAGCAUCAUGUGGAGGGAGCCAUCGUCAGGAUCAAGAUGGAGAACUUUCUUACAUAUGACUUGUGUGAGGUGUUUCCUGGUCCUCACUUAAACAUGAUUGUUGGUGCAAAUGGAACAGGAAAGUCUAGCAUCGUUUGUGCUAUUUGUCUGGGAUUGGCUGGAAAGACCUCCUUUAUUGGCCGAGCCGAUAAGGUUGGCUUUUAUGUGAAGCGUGGAUGUCAGAAAGGCAUGGUGGAGCUCGAAUUGUACAAAUCAUCUGGGAAUCUGAUCCUAAUGCGUGAAAUUCAAGUAUCAAAUAACCAGUCAACAUGGUACAUCAAUGGAAGGAGUGCCUCCUUAAAGUUGGUUGAAGAGCAGGUAGCUGCAUUGAAUAUUCAAGUAGGAAAUCUUUGUCAGUUUCUGCCACAGGAUAAAGUUGGAGAAUUUGCCAAACUAUCUAAAACUGAACUCUUGGAAGCAACAGAGAAGUCUGUUGGACCUCCAGAAAUGCAUCGAUUUCACUGUGAACUAAAAAACUGCAGAGAAAAGGAAAAAGAACUUGAGAAUAAAUGUAAAGGCCAUGAAGAGGUUUUGGAAAAAUUGAAGCAAGGGAAUGAACGUUACAAGCAGGAUGUUGAGCGAUAUUAUGAAAGGAAGCGUCACCUUGACAAAAUCAAGAUGCUGGAGAGGAAACGGCCUUGGGUGGAAUAUGAAGAUUGCCGUCAACAAUAUGAAGAAGUGAAGCAAAAACGUGAUAAGUUAAAAGAAGAGCUUAAGAGAAAACAAGAAUCUCAAGCACCUCUUACGCAAAAAAUCCAGCAGUAUGAUAAGCAGCACAAGCAAAUUGAUGGACGAAUUAAAGAAAAAGUGAGUGAAAUUCGUGAAACUUCACAGAAGUGCAAACAGACACAAGAAUUUUUGGAAAAGAAAGAAAAGCAGAUAGAAGAUGUUCAACAAAAGCUGAGAAUGAAGAGAGAUGAAGAACAGGACAGACAGAAAAAGAUUGUUAACAUUCGUAAGAUGAUUGAAGAUUGGCAAAAUGAGUUGAGCUCAAUGGGGAAUCUAGAGGCAUUUCAGCAGGAGAUGGAUGUGAUUGGUCGUGAACUGACUCAAAUUCAGGAAGAAAAAGCAAACACAGAAAAUGAAAUGAGUGACUUGCGUAUGGAGAGGCAAAACAUGGAGAGAGAAAAGAGAGACAAAGGUAAUCUUCUUAAGCAGCAUGAUAAUUUACUGAAUCUAAAAGAACAAAACCUGCAAAAGAAAUUUUCAGACACUUACAAUGCAGUUGUUUGGCUUAAAGAGAAUAAAGAUCGGUUCAAGAAACGUGUCUGUUUUCCCAUUAUGUUAGAGAUUAAUGUGAAAAAUAAUAGGUAUGCAAAAUAUGUGGAAAAUCACAUUUCAGUAAAUGACAUGAAAGCCUUUGUGUUUGAAAGCCAAGAGGAUAUGGAGGCUUUUUUGAAAGAGGUCCGUGACAAUAAGAGAUUAAGGGUAAAUGCCGUAUGUUCACCUUCAGAACACUUUGCAGACCGACUGCCAAUGAAGCCAAUCACAGAGUUACAACAAUAUGGCUUUUUCUCUUACUUGAGAGAGCUGUUUGAUGCUCCCCAGCCAGUGAUGAAUUACUUAGUCUCCCAGUAUCAGGUGCAUGAGGUUCCUGUGGGAACAGAAAAGACUCGACAUUUGAUAGAAAGAGUAAUAAGAGAGACUAAACUCCGCCAGUUGUACACAGCAGAAGAAAAGUACUCCACAAAGGUAUCUGCGUAUAGCAACAGUGUGAUCUCAAGUAACAAUCCUUUGAAGGAAGCCAGAUUUCUCACAGUCACGGUGGACCCGGAGGAGAGGAGACAGGUUCUUGAACAAUACAAGGAGAUCGAGGAAAGGUGCUCAGUGUUAGACAACCAGAUGCGUGAGCUAACUAAUAGUCAGAAGUUGCUGGACAAAAGAGAUAAUGAACUGAGGUCACGGAAAAAAGAAAUACUGGAUAUGAAAACCAAAAAGCGACAGCUAGAACAGAGAAUUAGUACCAAAUUUGAUAGCUUGAAACAGUUGGAGCAAGAAAAUAAUAAUUUGGAAGAAGCUGAAGAACAAGCAAAUGCCAAAAUAAGAGAAGUUAACCUCCAGAAGGCAAAACUUGUUACAGAACUCACCAGAUUAAUUAUGGUAAGCUUUUACUAG